This is a messenger RNA of Etheostoma cragini (Arkansas darter), 2253 nucleotides long. RefSeq names its product cyclin-T2-like. The record is from RefSeq and is a predicted model, not a curated record. NCBI's taxonomy places the organism in Eukaryota, Metazoa, Chordata, Actinopteri, Perciformes, Percidae. The coding region runs from base 385 to 1296 and encodes 303 amino acids. The transcript has 4 exons.
ACUUAUAGAGUGCAUUGUUUGCACCUCACAACCUUCUGCCUACAGUACAGGCCCACAGUAGUCGCAUGUGUGUGCAUCCACCUGGCCUGCAAGUGGUCCAACUGGGAGAUCCCCGUUUCUACAGAUAGCAAACACUGGUGGGAGUACGUGGACCGCACUGUAACGUUACAGCUGCUGGAUGAGCUCACACAUGAGUUUCUUCAGAUCCUGGAAAAGACUCCCAGCAAACUGAAGAGGAUACGAAACUGGAGGGCUAUUCAAGCAGCUAAGAAGCCAAAGACAGAGGGCCUAACAGUGGAUAGUGCCUUUCAGGGGACAUCCUUAGAAAGCAUUUCUGGUGUCUCCAACUCGUUCUUCCCCUCUACGUCAUCAGACUCUUUAGACAUGCCCUCCCUUAACAGCAUCGCAGCCUCCUACGCCUCGUACCAGCCACUGUGCGAUCAGUCAAAGAGCUGCGACUACGACCAGUUCUCCGAACCUCACCUUUCAGACUUCACACUGGUGAAACACGAACACAAAGCUGCAGGCGGAUCUAGUAGUAAACACCCGCAGCUCAAUACAAACACCGCCACUUUUUCACGGCCGCAGAAAGUCUUGACCCUGGAAAAGUACAGAGAGAAACAUGCGGCGGACCUGGCCUCUCAGAAUGGUAUGAAGGAUGAGUCGAGCACAGACAUGUACGCACAUCCCCCGGCUCUCUCCUUGCACCACCACAAGAAACGCUCUCAGGCACAGCAGGCCAGCCAGUCAGGUGAGAGCAGGAGAGAUAAGACCAGCUCUAAAAAGGCUCGGCUGCCUCCUUCUUAUGCAGAGAACGGCUCUGCCACGAGCGAGGAGCUCAAGAUGAGAAUUAAAGUUUCAUCAGAGCGUCAUGGAGGCUCAGAGCAGGGUGGGACUCUGACUGGUAAAGACAAGCACAAAGAGCAUGGCCACCGUCACUCAAAACACAGCCACUCGCACCCUUACUCCCUCAGUGGAAACAGCAGAGGGACAAUAGAGAACGCCUCCUUAUCCAUACGAGCUCCCGACGUUGGCUCCUCCGGCUCGUCUCGUAAAAGGCCUCACUCUGACGCCGGAAACCACAACCACCACCACCACUCGUCCAAGAGCAGCAGGAGCUCUAAAGGAGGCAUUGGCUCGGCCCACUACUCAUCCGAGAGCGGGAGCAGGAUGAUGGAACACCAUGGCCACGACGGAACCAACGGUAUGCUGACCUCCAACGGCCAACACACUGACUACAAAGACACUUUUGACAUGCUGGACUCUUUACUAAGUGCCCAAGGAAUGAACUUGUAACCCUCGGAGAGUCCACAGUGUUGUCUAGAAUAAGGUAUUACCAUGUUUAAUAGUUUAAAAAAUGAAUUUAUUUGUCUUAAGUUAUCUGAAUUCUGCAUCGCCCUCAGUCGUGUCUACACACUGAUUACUGAUGAUUCUUGUUCAGCUGUCAAAUGUAAAAUGAUAUGCAUAGAGCUGUGUACUACUAGCUUGCAACAAAAAACAACCAUGAGAAGUUUUAAGAACGGGGCUGGAAUAAUGAGAUUUUAAACCAUUCUUUUAACGCAAGAAGACAUUAUGAUUUUAAUGUGCAUGUUUUAAGUCACAAAAGGGAAGACAAAGCUAGUGUUCACAGCUAUUGUGACAGUUUACAGAUGGUUAAUGUUUUUUUGUAUGUUAAGACAUUUUGUUCCACUUAAAAUCUCAGGUCUUGAACUUUUUGAUAUAAGAACGAAUCUUCCUCGGUUUGGGUUUAUUACCUGUAUCUGUGGAGAUGUAUCACCUCGUCCAUUUGCUGACGACGGCAGAACAGUAUCUGUCUUAGGAAACAUGGUCUGCUUACUUUUAAAAGGAGUGCAUUAAUAGAUCAGAAAUAAAAAUACAAAUGUAAGGCAGACUCUAUUGGGACUUCCAAGGCCGGACCUGAACUUAAUGUGCAUACUCAUUAGAGAGCUACAAAUAAAGUUUACGUAACAUCUGCUGUGAAAGUGCAUUUAGGAUAUAUCGGCUAAAAUUGCAAGGGCCUUGUGAUUGUACCUUGUCAACCGCUAUACAGUAUGAUAAAUGUUAUCAGAAAAUACAGGUUUCUUAAAUAAGAUUGUGUAUAUAGGACUGUAGUUCAGAUUUCAAUCUGUUGGUUUAUUGCAUCAGUCCAGACCUUCCUCCAUUCAGUGUAUCAUGAGAUCUAAUGCAGACCCUAUAUUGAUGAACAUAGCCUCGAUUUGUGUAUUGGGAGCCCAAAUAAAGGUGUAAAAUUGA